CCCAAAACCUUCUCGGCCCCACCAACUCUAAACCCCAAACCCUCUCCUCCCUCCUGCUCCGGCGUCGCCACCCACGAGCUCCACGCCUCCGCCGACAGGGCGCUGACCGCGCCGCCGGCCGCUGAUUGAAGUGCUUGGUGGGAAUGACUGAGAUGCAGAGAAAUUCAACAGAGCGGUGGGUUACUCAAAUGGUCAGGAAAUCUCAGAAGGAAGCUCUCGGGACUGUUACGGGACAAGGCAGUACUGAUGAUGUAGGCCCUGGUGACGAUACCACUUGCUCUGCUGGUGAAAAUAGGUACCCUGAUUGGCCUGGAACUACAGUCUUCAGGAUGCUAAUUUCUGCUACAAAGCUCGGUCCGAUAAUUGGUUACAAAGGAGAGAGGGUUAGAAGACUGUGCGAGGAAACAAAAGCAUGUAUCCGUAUAAUAGGUGGUCAUCUUGCGGGGGCAGAAAGAGCUGUUAUCAUUUUCGCAAAGGAGCAACCAGAUGAAUUAAUACCUCCAGCCAUGGAUGCACUAUUGAGAGUAUAUCAGCACAUAAUUUAUGAUGAUGGCUUAAACAUGGGGUCUGACAGUACAGUUGUGGCACGGAUCCUUAUACCAAGUGAACAGGCAGUGAGCCUUAUCGGGGAGCAAGGUUUGAUGAUAUAUUCUAUCGAGGAAGCUUCCAAAACUAACAUUUAUGUCCUUGAUUGUGACUUGCCGCCUGUUGCACUUGAAAAAGAUAGGAUUGUUGAAAUAUGGGGACAACCUGCACGCGUGCGGAAGGCUUUGGAACUUGUUGCUUCUCAUUUGAGGAAGUACCUGGUUGAUCGAAGUGUUAUCCCAUUGUUUGACCCUCAUGUGCCUUUGUCGAUGUUACAUGUGGAAAUGCCCCAAUGUCAUUACAGUGACCAUCCUGAGGGAAUGCCCCCGCUUUACUACAGUGACCACCCCGAAGGCUGUCUGGAAGCAGUUAGUCCACUCUGCCAUUCCGACGAUCAUCAGCGUGAACCCCAAUGGACUGGAACUUACUACAUGAGAUGCAGGAAUCCUGUCGAAGCUCCUACCUCUUUUGGAAGAUAUCGAUCAGUUACACCUCCACACCAUGGUAUAAGUGCGUAUGGACAAGAAACAUCUUCACCACCCAAGGGAACAUACCUAUCAGCUCCUAUUGAAUUAGGUUCACACCACAACCUGACAGCAUAUGAAUUACGAGCAACUUCACCAAUCGGUGCAUCAGCUACUGUUGAAAGAAUACGCUCCCUUAUAUCUGUGCAUGGUCACCAAGCACAUUCACUGAGGAAGACAUGUCAAUCGGCUACAAUGGGAAAACGUCCACACCUGGGAAUAUCAUUAUAUGGAGGUGAAUCUCAUACCAGCAGGGUAUCUCCAUCCGCAGCUGCUGAUCUACCGACACCUCGUGGUAUGUCUGAAUAUGAACUGCAAGCAUCUCAAUCAUUGAGGAUGCAUCCACCAGCCACUGUGGAAAACCUUCUGCACUGUCGUGUGUCUGCGUGUGGCCCAGAAGCACCUUCACAUGUGCUUGUGCGUCCAUUAACUAGUAAAUCACCAGCAAUCACUGCACAGGUUACUGAAAAGAUGCAAGUUCCAAUUAUCUAUGCUGAAGCCGUGAUUGGCCCGACUGGUGCAAGAAUUGAUUACAUUCGCCGCGCUAGCAGAUCGAGCAUCUUGAUAAACGAUUUGGAGGAGGAUGCAAUGUCUAUUGAAAUCAAUGGAAGUUCUGCAACAGAUGUUCAGACUGCAGAACAACUGAUAAAGGUAGGACUUCAUCUUGUUAUGGCAGGGAAAUACUUGUGGUUGACUCCAUGGUUGUGUAUGUAAAGCAUAAGGUGCUGCUUCCAAUCCUUUGUUUGCUGAAAAACUGAAAAUUACUUCUCUUAAUUGGAUGCCUGUGUUUGGUCUACUGUCUAGGGCUCAGCCCGUCCUCUUUAUCACAGCCUAUCUGAGAAUAGAAUCCAUGCUAGUUUUCUUCAAGUCCUUACUGACCGGUCUGAAUGCAUGGCUAAACAGGCUCGGUGACUACUUCUGGUAGACUAUUUCAACUAAACUGGUUUCUUUCGGGUCAAUUGGUUCAGAUGCAGUUUCGGUUUUAGAUAACAUCAACAAAUUUCUUCAUCUCUUUUGUUAUCUCUACAAUAUAUUCCUUAAUAGUUAGUUUCAGCUAUGCUUUUCCACUACUCUUUGUACAUAAAAAUACACUACUUAAAGUACCACAUCAUUUUAUAGUUGAUGUUUGGAAUUAGAACUUUGGCAUUAGAAACAGAACAUUAAUUUUGAAUUGUGAUCAUUAUAAUAAAAUGGUUUUGGCUCCAAUUUACUUGUUUUUCUAUCACAUCUUGCCUUUUGCUCUCUAGUGUCCUACUACUGUUAUGUUGGGACUCCAAAAUGUGUUGCUUUUGCAUCACAUUUUGCCUUACAAAC
Molecule: messenger RNA, 2423 nt
Organism: Triticum urartu
Lineage: Eukaryota; Viridiplantae; Streptophyta; Magnoliopsida; Poales; Poaceae
Source: RefSeq, a predicted model, not a curated record